Symbiodinium necroappetens is the source of this 6342-nucleotide messenger RNA. The record is from the annotation of a GenBank genome assembly. NCBI's taxonomy places the organism in Eukaryota, Dinophyceae, Suessiales, Symbiodiniaceae.
AUGAGGCCGCAUGAGGAGACCGAGCUGGCUCAGGAGGACCUGAAAGCGUUUGAGGCAGCUGCCUUCGAGUCCCAGAAGGUUCCGGAGGCACAGCGUCGAGCCUCCGCCGUCCGUUUGCUGAGAUCGGCCCUCUGCCUUGCCACCAGGGAGAUGUCUCGGGUCGGAUCGGCAGCUGUUCUGUUCACCAAUUUGCACCAUGCUUCAAAGUGUGAGGGCACCGUGCGCGAUCCCAGACCUGACGGCUUCCGCCUUGGUGGCUGGCUACAAGUUGAUCGCUAUGGUGUGCCACAAUACGCUGGAGACCCGGAAUGCUUUGAGGAGUAUGUGGAAAGGGCGUGGGACCUCUACCACAGCCGCUCCGGGUCGGAUCAGACACAGCUAGCAACAGCUGUGCACCUCCGCUCCGGUCUAACAGGUUCGGCCUAUGAAGCGGUACGUUUGCUGAAGCACACCGACCUGAUGACCGAAGACGCCCAAAAGAAGCCGACCGCCAAGGGAACACAACUUCUGUUCGACACUCUCAAGGAGGCGAUCGCGGCCGAGCAGCCCGUGAAGAUCAAUGAGUUGUUCCUGAACUGCUUUUACAGCCCGGCCGUGUGGCGUCGCCCGGCUGAGAACAUGCAGCAGUACAUCGUGCGGCGGGAGCAGGACUUCAAGAGGCUAGAAGAUGUGAUAGCCGGCGGCUCCUUCCCUGAGAACAUAAGGGCUAUGAUGUUACUCCUGUUCGGCGGCUUGGACCACCGUGAGCAGAACAAUGUGCUGGCCUCGGUGGGGAACACCUACGACUUCAAGAAGAUCGCCCACGCGAUGCGGAUGCAGUACCCCCAGGCCAGUGGCAAGCCCGUUGUGAGAAGGGACCUCCUCGGCUGCUCCAGGUCUGCGCCGUCUCUCGGGACCUACCCACGGCCACCGAAGGGCUAUGGAAAGGGGCGCCGUUCUACCGUGCUGGUGGCCGAGACCACCGAGGAGGAGCAGCUCGAGGCCGUGCAGUUCCUCAAGUCGGUCACUCCCUGCACGGCGUGUGGCCAGAAAGGUGCCAAGGGCAAGCGCAGGCCAGCACCGAAACGCCCGGCCGGCAAGACGACCUACUUUGUGCUGCACCCGGACCUUGAGGAGAACGACCAGGUUGCCCAGGCCCUCUACGUCAGUCCCGGGACAGCACGAGCGGCACGGACCAGGGACCGUGUCCGGUUCUCCAACUUGGCUGAGCACCAGGGCCCCGCAACGGAGCACGAGGUCUACGUGAACCUUCGGACGAACCUCUGCGAGCAUGCCUCCUCGAGGGGCGGAAUUACCGUCCGGCUGCCAACAGUGCGUGCCGAGGCCCUGUCGGAGAGAGAAGCCGCGGCACUGGAGCGGACCAGGCAGUAUGACGAGGAGGCCCGCGCACAACGCACCACCGGUGGCGAGGAUAGUGCGGCCAGAGCUCCAGCCCGUCCGCUUCCCGAGCUCGCUGCCGAGGACCAGGAUAUACUUAUGCCUCUCCCGACUGAGGUCGAGGUCGGAGACCGCCUGGUACUGUUCUCAGAUAAUGUGCUGCGCGACACCAUGGUUCAUAUGCACGGCGCGGCAGACCCACGAGAAGGCCAAAAGCGAGGCCUCUUGCCGGGUGACAUGGUGACUAAGCGGACCGGAAGAGUCCCCGUGUGCAUGGACCCUACGCGCCCUGAUGCCGUGACUGUGCAAGACUGUGAGGUGAUGGUGCAGGACGUCGUCAGCGAGUCCUCCGAGCCCGAAGGAGAGACGAGCCCUACCGCAUGGGUCCCAGAAUCCUUUGCAACUGCUCCCGAAAAUCCACCUCGGCUCGCAAAUCUGGACUCCGGCUGCACCCGGACCAUGCACGGCAGCGUGUGGGCCCAGACCUUCGAGGAGCGCCUUCGUGAACUUGGGCUCGCGGUGCACACGGUUGAGAAAACACAGCGCUUCCGAGGCGUUGGUGGCAUGUCCCAGAGCACCGUGACCAAGAUCUUUCCUACAGGGAUGCAGGGCGUGCGCGGUGACCUCUACAGUGCGGAAGUGGAGGGUAAUCUCCCUCUUCUCUUGUCGAGGCCCUUCAUGCAUGAGCUGGGCGCUGUGCUAGACCUUGGUGCCAACACUGUCUCCUUCAACGGCCUCGGCAUGACUAACUUGCCUUUGGUGAAAACAGCCAAGGGGCACAUCGCGGUGAACCUUCUUGACUUCGACCAGGACAAGCUUGACGAGUUCGGCGACGGCCCCCCCGACUUCGGCCACGUCCAUGCCAUCUUUCACAAAACCAGUGGAGUGCAAAUCUACACCCAGCCGCAUCAGACCACGCCUCUUCAGAUCAACUGGAGGUUUUCUAUUUCUGUGCAGGCGGAUGCAUUUCCAGCAAAGGCUGCUGCUAAGCACAAGGUACUGGCCCCCUUUCAGAGUCUUCAAUUCGUGCCUGGCUGGGUUUUGCCGGAGCCUUGUCGGGGCUGUGUGCAUCAUGCGCUGACUGCUUGCAGUUCAGACUCCGAUGUGGAGCAGUUUCCAGCAUCCGCCGAGACGGAGAGGGGCGAACUCAACGACUGGAUGCGCGAGACCCGGGCCGAGGCCGAGGAGCACGAAGCAGGCCAAUGGAAACCAGAGGGUGACGUGUCCGAGGAAUUUGGCUACUUUUCCUCGACCGUGAACGGGGACAGGCAAGUGCUACGCCGAGCUUCCUCCAAGAAGGGCAAGAAGCUCAUGAGUAUGUCUGCCAGCGUGGAUGCACGCGACACCCUGAACAAGCACGUCUUGAGUGGAAGGAGCCAGCCCAACCACAAGCCACCAUACAGCAAGGUGUGGAUGAAGCAGGCAACGACCUCUGAAGGAAGACGGCAGCUUCACCGGGACCUUCGCACCGAGGACCCUUACCUCCUGGUGAUCACUCCGCCGUGCCUCACCGACAACUCUUGGGACAUUUGGCACUUGACUGGAGCCCGACCUGCUGCACUCACCCCCGCCAAGCUCAACGAGGUGCAGGCCAAGGUCCUUGAGUUGGUCAACAAGCUGGUCAAGGAACGUGUUGAGGCACGGCGCCACGUGCUACUGGAGCUGCCGAACAACAACUGGAGAGAAGACCCUGCUAUGAAUGAUGUUGUGGCCAUGUUGUCCGCCGGUGAGCUUGAGCUGCUGCCUCGCACAAGGACCUCCCUGCUAACGUCUAAGUCUAUGGUGACUGCAGCGAGCGUGUUUGGCAACGGGACCGCCGACCCCGACUUUGACAAGGUGACCUGCGACACUAUGGUUCAGCAGGCCACUGUGGAGCAGCACGUUUUCGAAGGUGUCUCCGACGCCUUCCCUGCAGAAGUACCUCCAGAAACCACACAAGGAGGGCAGAAGCGGCACCUCCUGUUUACCUUCGGGCUGCGGCUGCGAGCAGAGGGCGACGACCGGGCACUUGGUGAGCUUGUUGGUCUGGACCCGGCAGAGCCCGACGAUGCCGGAGAUAGGACGAGACAGGCCGAGCAACUGGAGCCAGAGCUUUCCCUCACAGAGGCAGAACGGCGCCGCAGUUGGUUGGAUGUGGAACCUCGCCUCCGCAAGGUGCUUCGCGACCUUCACGUUCAGUUCGGCCACCCGACCAAUGUGACCCUACAACGGAUACUUCGCAGACAAGGGGCCAAGCUCGAGGCCAUCAAGGGUGCCGAGUAUUUGGCUUGUGACGCUUGUGGUGAGUCGAUAAGGAGGAGAAGGCCAAAGCCCGUCCGACUACCGGGGAAAUACGAGUUUAACUACCACCUCUCCCUUGACGUCUUCUACGCAAAGGACGCGGCCACGACGCUCUUCGCCUUUCUGAACAUAGUCUGCGAGGCCACGGGCUUUCAGGUGGUUUCGUGCUUGGGACAAUCACAGGGCCCUCCUUCAACCAAGGCUGUUCUGAGGCACUUCCUUGCCUCAUGGAGCUCCUGGGCGGGCCUGCCUUCCUCAGUUCAAGUGGACCGUGGAAAAAAGUACCUUGCUGCCUUUGCCGACUACCUCAAGCAGUACGGCGUGGAGCAGGAGACGAUGCUCUUGGAAGCUCCCUGGAAGCAAGGCCGUGUGGAGAAGGCCGGCGGCCUUUGGAAGGAAGUCUUCAAGAAGGCGGUUCACGAGAUGCAGCUUGUGGGGCUCGAUGAUGUGAUCCUGGCCACUACCAUAGUGACUCAGUGUCGCAACUCCUUCCCGCGAUCGUCUGGGUAUGCCCCGAACCAGUGGGGCUUGGCCGGCGGCACGCGUCGCACAGGUGAGGAUGGACACCGAUGGCCGAGUGAGGCGCUCUUCUUCACCAGUCGACCCCGACGCGUGGCCCCUUUCCUGUCGGCUCCUACGUGUACUUUUGCCGUGCUCAAGCUCCUCCUGGCGCUUCUCGACUUUACCGUUGGCACGGACCCAGAACUGCCAACGGAUGGUGGACAGCCGCAUUCCUAUUGGUUGCGCUAUGGUGCUGCUGUUGUCUCGGUGACGGGCGAGCAGCUUCGCUUUGCCUCAGAGGACGAGCUUCUGGCGGCACACACGAUACCUCAGGAGGCGCAACAGUUCCUCGAGAUUCCCAGCAAGACUAAAGGCGCAACAGUUCAUCGAGAUUCCGAGCAAGACCAAAGGCCGUCUGUCCAUGAACCUGAACCACAGCCCAUAGCCACGACUCCUUCGAUUAUUCCGGCUGCACCAGUCCCAGUGAUACCCUCAGCUCCUGUCUUUGGCGAGCCUCAGAUUCCUAUUCUUGCGCCUUCACCGAGCGGGGCACCUAUGACCAUGGGCUAUGCACCAGUUCGACCCGAAAGGAGCCAAGCUGAGAGACCCUACUUUUCAGAGGGUGUGCCUUUCGAGUGGUAUUGCCCGACCUUGCCCGAGCAUGUGCGUGAAUAUAACCUCAAGAAGUUUGCCGAGGCCCUUGGCGAGAGCCAGGACGAGAGCGAGAACAGCGAAGGUGAGCAACUGGAAGCUCCAGCCGACGCCUUCUUGACAGGGAAGGCCGUUCGCUCUGAGAUCAAGCUCAAGGACCUCAACCAAGAAGACCGGGCCAAGUUCGACGAGGCAAUGGCCAAGGAAUGGUCAUCGUGGCAGAAGUUCGGUGCUGUGGAGACCUUGACGCCGCAGCAAAUCGCCGAGCUACCCCCGAGCACGAAGAUUGUGGGCACAAGGUGGGUUCACACGGACAAGAACCAGAAGCCCCGCUUGCUCGCUGGGCACAUCGCCAAGAAGACGGGCAAGUCCAAGAGCCAGCUUGAGAAGGAGUACCCCUUCAUGCCGAAGAGCCGGCUCGUUGUUCAAGGAUGCCGGGAGGAAGACCCUGGUUCCAUCAGGUCUGAUUCUCCUACGGCUUCCCUGCUCGCCUUCAACCUCCUCUGCGCCAUCACUGUCAUGCAAAAGUGGGUUAUUGCCGCCAGUGAUGCCUCUACGGCCUAUUUGCAGUCGCAGGGCAUCAACAGGAUCGAGGCGGCCCUCUUCUUUUUGUUUGACGCUGGCAGCCUUGUCGGCAUCUGCCUGAGCCACGUCGACGACCUGCUUAGCGCAGGCGAGGGCGAAAAGUACGAGGAGUCCUUGUCCAAGUUGGAGACCGAGCUGCACCUCAAGGUGCAACGUGGCAAGUUUCGGUUCUGUGGCAAGAACUUGGUGCAAAAGGGGCAGGACAUCGAAGUGGACCAGUUCGAUGCCAUUGAGGGCGUCGACUACAUGCUGCUGGAAAGGGGGCGGCGGAAGCAGCCCAACUCUCCCCUGACCGAGGAAGAGAAGUCGCAGUUUCGCCCCGACCUCAUGGUGAACGUGAGCAUCGCCUCUCAGACCCUCGGGCACCCCUGCGUCAAGGACGUUGUUGACUUGAACAAGGAGUGCCGAGUGGCAUGCUUUGCGGACAGCUCCUGGGCUAACCUGGAUGGGCUGAAGUCUCAAUGCGGAUAUGUGGUGUGCCUGAUCUUGGGCACAAUCCUUGACGGCGCCUCGACCCCCAUCCUCAUCUUGGAGACUUACAGCGGCACCAUCAAACGAGUUUGCAGGAGCACCCUGGCUGCCGAGGCGAACGGAUUCCUUACCGGGGUGGAGAGCGCAGAGUAUCUCAUCGACAUCGACCGCCACUACCUUAAGAAGCGGGUCCUGGCUUUUACCGAUGCCAAGUCCCUGGAGGCCACGCUCAACCGCGACACGGGGCAGCCUCAAGACAAGAGGGUCAGGAUCUUGGUGGCCCAGAUCAAGGAGAUUCUUGGAGAGAACCUCUAUGAUGACGAGGAUGCCAGCGGUUACGCCAUCUGGGUUGACACCUCCCAGAUGCUUGCGGAUGUCCUGACGAAGAUCGGAUGUGAGCGCGAGCCGUUGCUCGAAGCAAUGCGCACGGACAGUGGCGACUUGAGCCCUAUGAAGAGGCUCGACUACGAAAGCUGA